GAAAACGGGGCAUACAUUUGUUUCAUCAUGAUAUGACUUCCAGGAAGCCAAAUUAUGUGUCUAGCUGUGGACUCCAGACAGGAGAAACUUCUAGUGUGUGAGGAGGAAAUGAAAUGAAUGGGCACCGGCCCGAGGCAGAGCGCUUGGCGCAGGGCUCAUGCAAAUGAGGACCGUGAUUGGCUUUCUCUUUCCGCCCGUUGUCGCUGGCUUCUCCCAGCCUUUCAGAUUAGGUUUCCGUGGGAGUUUUUCUGGUUCAAGGAUUGCUAAUGGUUUGUAACCACCUGACUAUAAACUUGACCUCAGAGUUACAGCCGCUUUGGCAGUCAGAUGUCGGAGGACUGCCACCUGAGGAAGAAAGGUGGACUCUGGAGCCGUGGGGACAGUUAGCCACCGACCCACCGGACCCAGCUUUUGUUUAAAAGUGACUUCUAAUUCUGAAACCUAUGUAGAUGCUGCAGAGAGGAAAUGGUGGUCUUCAUUAAUGCAAAGAUUAAAUCUUUCUUUAAACUUUUUAAGAAGAAAACGGUUUCCAACUUAGACGAGGAGAGCCGAUGGACCGUCCACUAUACGGCGCCGUGGCACCAGCAGGAGAAUGUGUUCCUCCCCUCCACAAGGCCCCCCUGUGUUGAGGACCUGCACCGCCAAGCGAAGCUCAACCUCAAAUCAGUGCUGAGGGAAUGUGACAAGCUGAGGCGCGAUGGCUGCCGAAGUUCUCAGUACUAUUCUCAGGGACCCACCUUUGCAGCCAGCUCCAGCCCAGGCGAUGAGUAUCAAGAGGAAGAUGCAGAAACAGACCGAAAGUAUUCUCUCUCUUCAUCUGAAGAAGAAAGAUUUAUUGAUAUCAGGAGACCUAAAACGCCAACCUCAGGUGACUUCUCUGACCUUCAUACUCAGACUAACUGGACCAAGUCCCUGCCGCUGCCAACACCAGAAGAGAAGACACGACAGCAAGCCCAGACAGUCCAGGCUGAUGUGGUUCCCAUUAACAUAACUGGGGAGAAUUUCGAUCGUCAGGCCAGCCUUCGGCGGUCUCUAAUUUACACUGACACUCUGGUAAGACGACCGAAGAAAGUCAAAAGGAGAAAGACUAUUUCAGGAAUCCCUGACAUCAUUCAGAAGGAGCUAGCGUCAGCCACCGGCCAAGAGGAUGACGGUAGCACCCAUUCGCUGUACGCCCCAGACCACUACUCUACAUUAGGAAGGCUCGAUAGCUAUCGGUCCACGGGGCAAUGCUUGGAAACCAGGGACUCCGGCUGUCAGACGGAAGAAGUGAAAGUCAUCCCACCGUCAGUGAGAAGGAUCAGGGCUCACAAGGGGCUGGGCAUUGCUGCCCAGAUGAGCCACCUCUCGGGUUCCUCUGGCAACAUGUCUGUGCUGAGCGACUCGGCCGGUAUCGUGUUCCCAUCUCGCCUCAAUAACGAUACUGGUUUCCACAGCCUUCCACGCGCUGGCGCGAGGGCAAGCACGUAUUCCCUGGAGGCGAGGAUGGGUGCUCUGGGCUCUGCUGAAGAUACGGAUGAUACUUUUCCCUACCGGGCGGGUAGCUCCCAGGGGCCUGAAAACUUUGCACAUUUAGGGGGUGCCUCGAGUACCGGGAUGCUGUCGAGGCCCAAAUCCCAGCAGCUGAGGCUCUCGGAGAGCCCAGCGUGUGUGGUCUCACCGCACGCGGCCUACUCUACCAGCGUCAUCCCAAACGCCACACUGCUGUCCUCUUCGGAGGUUAUUGUCAUCCACACCGCACAGAGUGCGGGACAGCUGGACAGUAGAGUCCCCAGCUCAUCCUCAUACUCAAAGAUAAAACCCAGAGACCACCCCACACCCAGGUGCUCUGCGAGAGAUGAGCACCAGUCCCCACGGCAUCACUGGAACGAGGGUCAUGUCAUUCACUCACAGGCUUUAGCCUCCGCUGCCCCCGGUGCCACCGCACUGUUAUCCCUCCGCGACUCAGAGGUCUCUCUCAAUGCCCCAGCUAUCAAUAGGGAGAACGGGUCCCAAGCCAUACUUUAUCACUGUAGAAGCAACCUGGCCUUUCCUGCCCACCCUCCGGAUGUGGAUGGCAAGAGCGAGUGCAGUUCUUCAGGGGACAGGGGAUGUGGCAGUUCUGAGUCCUGGGAAUACAAAGCCUCCAGCAACGGGCGGGCGUCCCCACUGAAGCCGCACCUGGCGACUCCCGGUUGCUCUACCCCCACAAGUAACAUGAGCAGCUGCAGCUUGGACCAAGCAUCCCUCAAGGAGGAUGCCAGGUCCCUGUAUUCAGAGGACCACGAUGGCUACUAUAUGACCACCCAGGGUGAUGCUAGACACGAGGCCGGGAGCGCGUACGGUAUCAGUGAUGGCUUUGGAAACCCCAGGCACAGCACGGUCAAUGUUUUUGACGGAAGGGCUCAGAGAAGCCAAGGAGAUCAGGCCACUCAGCAGGAUAGAAUCCUCUCCAGAAACAUCUCUCUGAAGAAAGCAAAAAAACCGCCACCGCCACCGUCCCGGACAGAUUCUCUGCGAAGGAUUCCCAAGAAGAACAACCAGACAAAUGGGCAGGUGCUCAACGAGAGCCUGAUCGCCUCACUCCAGCAUUCUCUGCAGCUAAGCCUCCCCGGCCAAGGCAGCGGCUCCCCUUCCCAGAGCCCCUGCAGUGACUGUGAGGAACCCUGGCUCCCCAGGUCCAGAAGCCAGAGCAUUGUGAGCGAGGGUAGUAGCUUGACCUCCACCACCACUCCCAACGUGUAUUCUCUGUGCGGGCUCACUCCAUCUCAGAGCGACACAAGCAGUGUCAAGUCGGAAUACGCAGACCCCUGGGGCUACUACAUCGACUACACAAGCUUGCAGGGAGAUCCAGGGAACCCCACAGGGGGCUGCCCAGCCAGUAGUGAGGCAGCAACUGGAAAUGGGCCAGUGCGCCACAUCCAGGAGGGGUCGAGAGCCCCAGUGCCCCAAGUGCCGGGCUGCUCCGUGAAACCAAAGAUCACCUCACCCGAGAAGUCACAGAGAGUCACCUCUCCAUCCAGUGGGUAUUCUAGCCAGUCGAAUACACCCACAGCACUCACCCCCGUGCCUGUGUUUUUAAAAUCGAUGUCACCAGCAAAUGGGAAGGGGAAGGCCAAGCCCAAGGUACCAGAAAGAAAAUCGUCUCUGAUCUCUUCAGUGUCCAUCUCCUCAUCGUCCACUUCCCUCUCCUCUAAUACCUCUACGGAAGGAAGUGGGACCGUGAAGAAACUGGAUUCAGCCCUGGCCUCGGCCCUUGCUCCUCCCCCUCCUCCUCUUCCCGCGCUGCCUUCUCCGAGUCUGGCAGACAAGUCCCCCUUUCUUCCACCUCCUCCUCCUCUAGCAGAUUGCUCGGAGGGCUCUCCCUUACCGCCCUCUCCUGUGUUCCCCCCUCCACCACCAGAAGCCCUUGUUCCCUUCUGCUCCCCCACUGACAGGUGCCUUUCUCCUUCCCCCACAGCAUUUAGCCCCCCUCUUCCAAGAUGCUCACCUCCCUUGCCAGCACCUCCACCUUUCUUGCCCCCAUCAGAACCCCCACCUGCUCCGCCUCUGGACCCCAAAUUCAUGAAAGAAAACAGGCCCUUUAUCAAAAACUCUAGCCAGUCCGAAUCCUCUAGGGAGGCCCUCAGGCGGCCUGCCAACAAGGAGGAGGGCUGCCGACCCUCGAUGCCCCUGAUCACCACAGAAGCUUUGCAGAUGGUGCAGUUGAGGCCCGUGAGGAAGAACUCAGGUGCCGAGACGGUCCUGUUUUCUGAACCAUCAGCUCAGGAACCGCGAACCCCGACUGCUCCACAGUAUCACUUAAAGCCAUCUGCUUUCCUCAAAUCCCGAAAUAGCAUAAAUGAAAUGGAGAGUGAAAGCCAGGCUGCCUCUGUGACGAGCUCGCUUCCGAUGCCUGCCAAGAGCCAGAGUCAGGGUGACCAUGACAGUGCAGUCGAGCGUGGCGGCCUUCAGAGCUGCAGCGAUGGAGCUCCAGGCCCGGGUCCCAGCCUCAGGACCACUCUGCUCCCAGACUCUUCACCCAGCAGGAAGCCACCCCCCAUCUCCAAGAAGCCCAAACUGUUCCUGGUGGUACCACCUCCGCAGAGAGAUUUCACAGCGGAGCCCACAGAGAACGGGAGCGAAGCUUUCUCAGGCGUGCCCAGCCCUACCGGGGCAGAGGGGGAAGCUGGGCAGAGCCAAGAGGAGAAAUCCAGCCCAGCAUCCCGAGCUGGCUCUCAUGCUACGGCCCCCACCUCCGGCAGUACGGUUCUAGAAAGAGGAGCUGCAGGGUCCUUGUCCCCUGGCAUUGUGGAAGCUAAUGCCCCCAUGGUCCAACCUAGUACAUCACCGGGCCCGGCACAGGAAGAGUCAGGAGAGAACCGCGUGGAUGGUGAGAGAAAUGAGAAGAGCUGCGCGUCUCCACAGGGCGGAGAAGCUGGGUUGCCGGAACCCAACACAGCUGGUCCAUCUUCAGACACGGCAGACGUUUCUAAAGAAGGAGGGAACGAUGAGGUGCUGACCCCCACCAGACCCAGGACAACGGAAGACCUGUUUGCAGCCAUUCACAGAUCCAAAAGGAAAGUCCUUGGUCGGAAAGACUCCGAAGAUGAUCACACUCGAAAUCAUUCUCCCUCCCCGCCUGUGACACCCACGGGUGCUGCCCCCAGCCUGGCCUCUCCAAAGCAAGUAGGGUCCAUCCAGCGAAGCCUAAAAAAGAGCACUACCAGCAGCGACAACUUCAAAGCUCUGCUGCUCAAGAAGGGGAGUCGCUCGGACACCAGCGCUCGCAUGUCCGCGGCGGAGAUGCUCAAGUCCACGGACCCUCGAUUCCAGAGAUCUAGGUCGGAGCCUUCGCCAGACGUCCCGGACAGCCCAUCCAGCUGCUCCCCCAAUAAGAACAGGAGAGCUCCGGAGGAGUGGGCCAAGAAUGAAGGCCUGAUGCCUCGGAGUCUGUCCUUUUCCGGCCCUCGGUACAGCCGCAGCAGGACGCCACCCUCUGCGGCCAGCAGCAGGUACAGCAUGAGGAACCGCAUCCAAAGCAGCCCCAUGACAGUCAUCUCUGAGGGAGAGGGAGAGCCUGCCGAGCCCGCAGACAACAAAGUACGCAGGGCCCUGGACACUACGAGGGGAUGCUCUCUGGACAGACUGGCGGGGCAGGAGACGGACCGGGGCAGCCCGCUGUGUAGCGAGGAGCCUGCCUCUGUGGAUGGGAUAGGAAGGGCUACGGUCGACGGUCCCUCGGAGCAGUGUGGGGGUCCUGAACAGAAGAGUUAGUAUCCAAACCUGCCUCUCAUGAGUGAGGCAGGAAGGUGAGCCGUGCAUCACACUAGGAAGUCUCUGUGGCCUUUUCCUGGCUUGUGGGGACCCCCACGCAGCAUUAGUGUUGGGGAGGUCUCAGCCUUGCAAGUCUCCUAGGACUCACUCGCCAUGUGGCUUAAAAAAAGCAAGUAGAAGCUUCAACUUCUGAAAGUGCUUCCUGGGGAAGAUGGUUUCGUUUGGUUUUGUUUUUCCCAAAAUGCUGGGUGUGUGCCUAUGUGUGAAUGUUGAAUACUUCACGCUAGCAAAUACACACACUAACGUUGUGUAUAGGAAGAGGAGAAGAGGGCAGAGUUCAGGUAGCUAAGUAACGGAGUCCUCUGGACCAGGGUGGUAACUGCUUUCAACUGCAUUAUGGGUAUGGGGAUGUGUGAGUUCAACUAAGAAGAGAUGGGAGGCCGUUACCUCUAACAGGCAGCGGGCUGGCUGGUUCUAAGUAUAGAACAUGACUGUGUGUACAUUUACUAUAGCUCAAGACACAAGCGGAAACCGUGAAGGGGCUGGGAAGUGGCUAAGCAACUCAUUGGUUCAGGUACUUUUAGGGGGCGGGGGAAGCCUUGCUGCCACCGCUGCAGUGCCUCCUCC
Molecule: messenger RNA, 5862 nt
Organism: Rattus rattus (black rat)
Lineage: Eukaryota; Metazoa; Chordata; Mammalia; Rodentia; Muridae
Gene: Nhsl1
Product: NHS like 1
Exons: 8
Coding region: 466-5235 (1589 amino acids)
Biological process (GO): cell differentiation
Source: RefSeq, a predicted model, not a curated record